Messenger RNA from Parnassius mnemosyne (clouded apollo), 4230 nucleotides. NCBI's taxonomy places the organism in Eukaryota, Metazoa, Arthropoda, Insecta, Lepidoptera, Papilionidae. The record is from the annotation of a GenBank genome assembly.
AUGGCUUACAUCGGAAAUGUACCGAACUUUGACUAUAAAAAUAGUGAGUGGGCGAUUUUUAAAGGAAAAUUGACGCAAUUUUUCAAAGUCAAUAACAUCAGUGGAGAUAAUAAAAGUGCAAUACUUAUAGCAAACUUCUCGGAUGAAACCUAUCGACUCGUACGUAACCUUGCGUACCCACGCGAGAUAGCUACGCUAAGUUACGGAGAACUGGUCGAAUUACUCGAUAAGCACUUUGAGCCAAAGCACAGUUCUUUCGUAGACAAAGCAAGAUUCUACGGAGCGACAAGAAACCCAGGCGAGCCAUUAGGAGAAUGGGCGGCGCGACUACGAGGCCUUGCAAGUUAUUGCAACUUUGGUACCGCCUUAGAAACGGUUCUGUUGGAUUGUUUCGUCCUAGGCUUGGGGACGGGCCUCGAGCGGGAUAGACUAUUCGAGCAAGAUAUUUCAAGUCUAUCUUUUGCAAAGGCUUUAGAAAUAGCUGAACAGGCAGCUUAUACGAGAGAGGCCAAGGCUCUAGUAAGCAGCGAAACAGGUAUUAACAUCAAGGAGGAGCAGGUAUAUUACUCAGCUGGCGAAUCUAGUCGUCGGAGCGGCGGGAACCGUUGGAGAAGCAGUGGGGGCAUGCAUGUAGGUGCUGCCGAUGACAGUGGAAGCAGUGGCAGUGGCAGAGCGAGUGUAUCUCGUAACGGGUGUAAAGAAGAGGUUACAAACCGUUGCGGUGUAUGUGGUUUAAAAACACAUAGUGCAGAAAAGUGCCGUUAUAGGACCUAUCGGUGUCAAAAGUGUGGUAUUAAAGGUCUUUUAAAAAAAAUGUGUAAAGUUCGCGUAAACAACAUCAAUACCGUUACGGAAGAAACUGAAUCAGAUGGAGACUGUGGGGACUGCAUGGAGUGCCGUUUGCAUAAUAUGAGGUAUGAGAUUUUGGCUCCUAUUACUGUGGUGGUGAAUAUUAGCAAUAAAAACUUCCGUAUGGAAGUGGACUCGGGAUCGGCCAUUUCAGUUAUGUCCGAACAAUUUUUUUUGCAAUACUUUCCUACCGUAACAUUGAAUUAUAAAUGUAAUAUCAGAAUAUGUGUUUAUAACGGCCAUAAAAUUACGCCUUUAGGUUAUUUCUGUACAAAGGUAAAAUAUAACGGUUUCAUGAAGCAAUUAAAUUUCUUUGUUAUAAAAAAUGGUGGGCCACCACUUUUAGGGCGUGAUUUUAUGUCUCAAUUUAAAAUUAAGUUGACAUCAGUUAAUAAUAAUAACAUUUUAGUGGACAGCUAUGAAAGUGAAGUUCAAAAUUUAUUAAAUACGUACGCGGACUUGUGGAGUAAAGAACUUGGGGCAUUUAAUAAAUUUAAAAUCACCUUGCACCUUAAAGAUAACGCGGUACCAAAAUUUUUUAAGCCACGAACUGUGCCUUUUGCUCUGAAAGACAAAGUAAAUGAAGAAAUUGACCGAUUAACACGUGCGGGCAUUCUGAUUCCGGUAAAUUACUCUAAAUAUGCGACCCCUAUCGUACCUGUAUUAAAAGAAAACGGUAAAAUAAAGAUCGCAGGUGAUUACUCAUUAACAUUAAACAAAGACCUACUAAUCGAUAAAUAUCCUAUGCCGCGCAUAGAGGAAGUCUUCGCGAAAAUAGGGGGUGGCGAGAGAUAUACGAAAAUUGAUUUGAGCAACGCUUACAAUCAGUUUAUAUUAUGCGAGGAGUCACAGGAACUUACCACCAUUAAUACAACCCGUGGCUUAUACAAAUACACCCGGCUUGUAUAUGGUUUGGCUAAUGUGCCCGCUAUUUUUCAAAGGACAUUGGAAACCCUGUUAGCAGGUAUUGAAGGUGUUAGUUGUUGGCUAGAUGACGUUUGUAUCACGGCCCCUAACAAGCAAUUACAUUUGAGCAGGUUACGUGAAUUCUUAGGUAGGCUUAAAGAUGCAGGUUUAAAAUUACAAAAAGAAAAGUGUCAUUUUUUUAAACGCAGUGUUACGUACUUAGGUUACGUCAUAAACAGACAGGGCCUUAAGACGUGUCCAAAGAAGAUUGAGUCAAUUCUAAGCAUUCCACGACCACAAAAUAUUUUAGAAGUAAAACGGUUUCUAGGCAUUAUAAAUUACUAUCGUAAGUUCAUACCUAGGGCAUCAGCCAUAUUACAUCCAUUCCAUGAACUACUCCGUAAUGAUGCAGCGUGGACUUGGAGUGAGCGUCAUGAGAAGGCGUUUAUACAAGUUAAGCGUGAACUAUCAUCAGACCGAGUGUUGAUGCAUUUCGACCCGAGUGCGCGACUUGUGCUCAGUGUGGACGCGAGCCCGGCCGGUCUUGGUGCGGUGCUGGCGCAGGGCCCAGAAGGUAACGAGCGCCCACUUGCUUUCGCUUCCAGGUCUCUUACAGCCAGUGAGAGUAAUUAUAGCCAAAUACAUAAAGAGGCUACGGCUAUAAUAUUUGGCGUUAAAUAUUUCCACCAAUAUUUAUUUGGUCGAAAAGAACCUUUUGUGCUGAAAACAGAUCAUCGGCCCUUAUUAGCCAUAUUUGGUAAGAAAAAUGGAGUCUCGGUAAUGGCAGCAUCGCGCCUCCAAAGGUACGCACUAUUUUUGUCAGCAUAUAAUUAUGUGAUUCAAUACGUCUCUAGCGAUAAAAAUGUGGUAGCGGACUAUUUUUCUCGGACACCUAAUGAUAAAUGCUUAAGGGAAUCAGAUGACCACGAAAAUACGUCUUAUUUAAAGUUUUUGGAUGAUACGAUGUUGCCUGUCUCGUUUAACAAUAUACGAGAUGCAACUACACGGGAUAAAACAUUGCAAACAGUAAUUAAAUAUGUUCGUAAUGGUUGGCCUCGAAAAGUUCGUUGCAAAAACAUUCAACCGUAUUUCAAUUGUAAAACAGAUUUGGAGGUGGAACACGGUUGUCUUAUGCGGGGUCAUAGAAUUGUUAUUCCAAAAAUAUAUAGGGAUCGUAUGUUAGAAGAGCUUCAUAAUGGUCAUUUAGGAAUAGUUAAAACCAAAGGCAUAGCGCGCGGUAAGAUGUGGUGGCCGGGAAUCGACUCUGCUAUCGAGCGAUUAGUGUCGAGCUGUAGCGCAUGCAGCGCUGUGCGGCCCGAACCGCCACGCGCGCCCCCCGCACCCUGGCCUCGCGCGGCAGCCGCCUGGGAGCGCGUGCACAUAGACUACAUGCAACUCGGACACCGCACGUAUCUCGUUGUUGUAGACAGUUAUAGUAAAUGGCUCGAAUGUCUCCACAUGUGCAGCACUAUGUCCACUAAAAUGUUAAUACAAAAACUUAAAUAUUUGUUCUGUACUUUUGGUUUACCUAAGUUAUUAGUUUCUGACAACGACCCAAAAAUAUGUAAUGCAGAAUUUCGAUUUUUUUGUAAAAUUAAUGGUAUUAAAUAUAUGACGUCUCCUAUUUAUCACCCCUGUAGUAAUGGCCAAGCCGAAAAUUCCGUACGCACUUGUAAGAAAAUGCUUAAAUGUAUCCUCAGUAAUAAUUUAAAUGUAAGCAAUGAACGAAUGAAUGAAUUGUUGUUAAGAUGUCUAUUCGAAUAUCGCAGCAGCAUUCACAGUAGCACCGGUGAAACACCCUCAAAAUUAAUGUUUGGUCGUGAACCGCGAACGCGAUUAGAUUUAAUUUUACCGCCUACGAAUACAGACAUGCAAACAUCUUGUGAUAAUAGUGUAAGGCGGUUUAAUAUUGGUGAAAAGGUUUGGGCGCGUUGUUAUACGUCCCGUAAACCAUUUUGGUCCCAAGCUACAAUUGUAAGUAGAGAAGGUAACAGAAUGUAUACGGUUUCAGUUGCUGGUCAAGGUGUUUGCAAGCGACACAUAGACCAACUGCUGCGAUAUACGGAAAGAUACAAGACACCUGAAACUGCGAAUGACGUAUCUUGUGCAUCAGCAUUUCAACCGCAGUAUCCGACUGCCAUCUCCCCUGCACCUCCUCCCGUUGGUAUGCCGGGUAGUAUAAAUAACGCUCCGCUAGUCAAUACAGCAUCUACGAACACGCAUUCUAACGCCGAGACAUCUCCACAGGAAGGCAGUGAGCCAACUUUAAUGCUAGAUGAGGAUAGAGGAGAGGCGGUGGUGGCAGAUCGGCAGAGUGUCUCGGUGGAGGGGAUUGUCGAUCGGCAGGAUGACGGGGAACAAUCAGAGUCUGCUUCUGUUGCACCUAAGCCCGGUCCUUCCGCGCCACAUAGCGAUACCGAACAAAGCAUCCCUCGCUGCCGUUAUAAUCUAAGACCAAGAAAAAAAAAAUUGUAA